UCUGUUUUGGCUCAAACUCAUUGUUGGCCUUGCAAUGCGCCCUUUCUUCUCUCUCUCUAUCCCUUUCUCUCUCCUCCCCUGUUCCUUGUUGCACAAACUUUGAAUCUUUAUCUGUUUGAUUUGGUGGGUGUUGCAACCGAAUCAUGGCGUACAAAGUAGACCAUGAAUAUGACUAUCUCUUCAAGGUUGUUUUGAUUGGGGAUUCUGGUGUUGGAAAAUCCAAUAUCCUUUCAAGGUUUACGCGAAAUGAGUUCUGCUUGGAGUCUAAAUCUACCAUUGGGGUCGAAUUUGCAACCAGAACAUUGCAGGUGGAGGGAAAGACUGUAAAGGCACAAAUAUGGGACACUGCUGGCCAAGAGAGGUACAGAGCAAUCACUAGUGCAUACUACAGAGGAGCUGUUGGUGCCUUGUUAGUCUAUGACAUAACCAAGAGACAAACAUUUGACAAUGUUCAAAGGUGGCUUCGCGAGCUACGGGACCAUGCCGACUCCAACAUCGUUAUCAUGAUGGCUGGAAACAAAUCCGACUUGAAUCAUCUCAGAGCGGUAUCAACUGAAGAUGCUCAAAGUCUGGCAGAGAAGGAAGGUUUGUCCUUUCUAGAGACUUCAGCAUUGGAGGCAUUUAAUGUUGAGAAGGCAUUCCAAACCAUUUUGUUUGAUAUAUAUCACAUUGUAAGUAAAAAAGCACUGGCGGCACAAGAGGCUACUUCCGGUACUGGCGUUCCUCAAGGAACUACCAUAAAUGUCUCAAACAUGUCAGGUAAUACAGGCAACAAAACUUGUUGCUCUAACUAACAGGGUAGCUGUGUAGAAAAGAAGAGGAAAACAAAGGUUUUUCAGAAAAUUGUUAUCUGAAAACACAUGAAGAAUAGUUGUUAGUUGUGCUACCUUUUGCCAGAUUUAUAGCAUGUUUGGAUCAGCUUCUCGUUUCUCAUAACCAAUUCUGACACCUAAAAGCUAUUACAGAAGCUUCUUUCCAUAAAUGAUUUUGACUUUAGAAUCAAUUGUAGAAAGAUUUUCAAAUAUGCACUUAUUCCGGGAGAGCUUUUAUCCCUUUAGUCUUCAAGAAUUUCAAUUGAAACUUGAAAGUGAAUAUGGAGGCUUACAAGUUACAAUUUAGAUACUUCACUUUGGUGUUAAGUGGUGCUGAAAUUUAUGCAUUCAGAGUUAGGAUCAUAGUGGUCAAGUCUGAGUUUAGUCAUAAGCAGAAAUAUUGUAAAUCUAGUUUAUCAGUUAAUUUGCUCCUGUUCUUUAUAGUGUAUAUGUUUCACUCUCAAUAACAUAUUGGAGUUUUUUCUAAUUCUAA
Molecule: messenger RNA, 1305 nt
Organism: Lotus japonicus
Lineage: Eukaryota; Viridiplantae; Streptophyta; Magnoliopsida; Fabales; Fabaceae
Product: ras-related protein Rab11C-like
Exons: 2
Coding region: 144-794 (216 amino acids)
Cellular component (GO): endosome
Molecular function (GO): GTP binding; GTPase activity
Source: RefSeq, a predicted model, not a curated record